Messenger RNA from Drosophila suzukii, 2261 nucleotides. It is a transcript of the gene tef, whose product is annotated as teflon. The record is from RefSeq and is a predicted model, not a curated record. Lineage: Eukaryota; Metazoa; Arthropoda; Insecta; Diptera; Drosophilidae.
CUUGGUCCUGCGAACAUCCCAUCACUAUCAAGAAACAUUGCUAAACCAAAACCAAACAAAAAUUUCUUAAAUUCGUUGUUAUAAUAUUCGUUUUGUUUUAAAUAAUGUCGUCCUUUCUGGACAUGCUGUCGGGCAGCGGGGAAGUGGACCUGAAGAAGUGCGGCGACGUGGUGGUCUCGCCCUGCGAUAAUAUGAUCGCGCUUUACUGCCACUUCUGCCGGGACAUUUUCACCCAGUUGCCGGAGUUCCUGAGACACCUCCAGUGGGCGCACGCCGAUGCGCUGCACUUCACCAAGGAGCACAACGUGUACAGCGUGGAGGAGCUGAUGUCCGAUGAGCUGGAAGACCAGGAGGAUGCCCAGUCGGCGGGAAACAGCAGCAGCAGCGGGGACUCCGGGGUGCAGGCAGAAUCGGAGGAGCCAGUGGCCCCCAAGAAUUACCAGGAUGACCCACAAGAUACCAUAGAAAAACUGAAACCUAUAUAUAAAUCCGAUCAAGGAAAGGUUCUGCCAGAUGAAAAUGACUUCAGAGAGAAGGAACCAAAGGUUCAGGGCCGGGGAUUCAAUGGACCUCGCAAGGCUGAAAAUAAGGGAAAAUCCCUGAAGAUAUGCGAACUAAAAAGUCACGCUAUAGCCAAGAAAUCGAGGAAACACAUGAGCGUCGUGAAGAGCCGCAUACUACAAGUCAUUAAAAGCGACUUGCCUGCAAACCUUCAGAUGAAACCACCAAACACCAAAUGCAGUCUUCCCAUAACUGAACCUAUACAGGAAGACAACAUACCCACACAUAGCUUUCAAACACCUCCUAAACCUGUGCCGACCCCAUCUAGUUUGAGUGUGAGGAAGUCUACUUUAACUAAGGCACAAGACUGUGUGGUGAAGAAACCACUGAACAUGAAACCAAAGCCCAUUUCAACUGGUCAAGAAAAAGAAAUGCUUGAAAUCUCCAAAUCUGCUAGCCAAAGUCAACUGGUUAAAAAAAGAAAAUCAUCCCCCUUACAAAUACGGCAUGUCGAAGUUUUUCCACCUCUUAAUUUAGUUCCUACGGCGCUAAUUAAACCAAAAGAACCUAUUAAAGACUUUUCAAACCUUCCACCUCUUCAUAAACAUGCAAAGACGUUGAUUAAACCAGAAAAUGCUAUUGAAAACAGUUCAAACAUUUCAGCCUUGGUCAAAAAGGUUUCCAACCCACAUCAGCCUAACAAACCGUCGCUGAAAAGAGUUUUCGGAGAAAAUAACCAAGACACAAGUCAAAGUCUUACAGGGCGCGAACUGAAUUCAAGUAUUGCCCAAAAUCCAUUAAAAGCCAAUACUAAAAAGUUUAAUAAGCUCAGUGCCAAAUUGGAGCAGGAAAACCUACUAAGACCUUCUACCGACAAUACUGUAUGUUCUGUUUCUGAGAAGAAUAAUACGAAAUUUAGAACACUUGUGCUGGGAAAUAAGAAUGUACUAAAAAAGGAGCAGACCAGUCCCACAAAAACUGCACGUUUGGCAACUCCCUCAACAGAAAUUUUGAAAAAAGUUGGGUUGCCAGCAAUCAUAGAUAGCACCUAUGAGGACACAAAAGCGUUGGACGAGUUGGUGAACUUGCGCGAAAAUGCUGCCCAGUUUAGCAAAAUCUACAGAAAGUACGACUCCAUUUGGAACUAUAGAAAUAUAAACCCGCCAGUCAAACAUGAAUUCAUUGCUUGCAAGGUUGCCGCAUUAACUGCGGAAGUGAACUUGGCCAUGAAGUGCGACCUGUCCGAAAGUGAUAUUAAACGCAUUGUUAACCUGAUCUCAGUUUGGAACAAAGAUAUGGUUAAUCUUCAGACAGUCAAUCCUUCAACAAUUACGGCCACCGCUCAACGUCAUUUAAGUUUAUUCAAGUAUUUGCCUGUUAAGUUUGCCUACUUUUGCGAGAGUUGCGACGACAUCUUUACCUUUGAAGAAGUCUUCAAGAAGCAUUCGUUGUCCCACCAACCCGUUCCGUACCGUUGCCCAAUAUGUCAGAAAGCUUUCAAACACCAGGGAUUCUACGAUAAGCAUGUGCGAACCUUUCAUGCCUAAGGAGCAAAUUGGGAGAAAGGCUUAUAAGUUAUAGUUAUACUUAUUGAAAAAGUGGGAAUACUGUUUUAGAGUUUAAAUCUUAAAGUUGCUUUACCUUGACUGCCAAGUUAUAUUAAUUAUAAAAGUUCAUGUACUACAUUUUUAUAUUUUACAAACAGUCUGUCUAUUUUGUAGUUGAGUUUCAAAUAAAAAGCACCCCACUCUGUUGCUAUA